This is a messenger RNA of Punica granatum (pomegranate), 2261 nucleotides long. The record is from RefSeq and is a predicted model, not a curated record. NCBI's taxonomy places the organism in Eukaryota, Viridiplantae, Streptophyta, Magnoliopsida, Myrtales, Lythraceae.
GCACUAAAACCCUACUUAAACCCGCCCAAGAUGAUGAUGCUCCAUGGUGAGAAAGGAAGCAAACCGUGGAAGAACUCUCCAGAACUCCAUGACGACCAAAUGCCGAAUGUUCUGAUCUAGAAACCCUAACCAACGGGACCUUCUGUUUGAAUUCCACCGACGGCCAACUCUCUUUCCUUUCUCUGCCCUGCCUCUCUGCUGCUGCUACCGCUUGAAAAUGUAUCGAAUCGCAUCCAAGAUUGCUUCAUCAAUCAGCCGAGCCUCUUCCAAGAAAGUGGUGUCCAGCAGAGUCAUCGCCAACCGGUUUUAUGUCGCGAAGGAUAUCAAUUUUGGGAUUGGUGCUCGUGCAGCAAUGCUGCAGGGUGUUGCUGAAGUUGCUGAGGCUGUAAAGGUGACAAUGGGACCGAAGGGCCGCAAUGUGAUCAUUGAAAAAAGUAAUGGGAACCCUAAGAUCACUAAGGAUGGAGUAACUGUUGCCAAAAGCAUCACGUUCAAGGAUAAGGCUAAGAAUGUUGGUGCAGAACUUGUUAAACAGGUGGCAAAGGCAACUAAUAAAGCUGCUGGAGAUGGUACAAGCUGUGCCACUGUCCUUACUCAUGCAAUUCUGAUGGAAGGCUGCAAGUCCUUGGCUGCUGGUGCCAAUGUGAUGGAUUUGCGGAGUGGCAUUAAUAUGGCUGUUGAUGCUGUUAUAACAGAGCUGAAAAGUAGGGCAGUGAUGAUAAGCACACCAGAUGAAAUUACACAGGUAGCGACAAUCUCUGCUAAUGGUGAACGAGUAAUUGGAGAAUCGAUAGCAAGAGCAAUGGAGAAAGUCGGAAAGGAAGGGAUUAUUACCAUCAGUGAUGGGAACACUUUGGAUGAUGAAAUGGAAGUGGUGGAAGGAAUGAAGCUAAAUCGUGGAUACAUGUCACCUUAUUUUGUUACUGACCAGAAGACUCAGAAAUGUGAAUUGGAAAACCCGCUGAUCCUUAUUCAUGACAAGAAAAUUUCAGAUUUGAAUUUUCUCGUGAGAAUGUUGGAGAUUGCGGUUAAGAUGAACAGACCACUGCUUAUCUUUGCCGAGGAUUUAGAGAGUGAGGCACUGACGACUCUCAUCAUAAAUAAGCAUCGUGCAGGGAUUAAGGUAUGUGCAGUCAAAUCUCCAGGUUUUGGAGAUAACAGACGAGUGAACUUGGAUGAUAUUGCUGUUUUUACCGGAGGAGAGGUUAUAUCUAAAGAUCACGGUAUAACUCUCGACAAAGUGAGAGCUGAAAUGCUGGGUGCAGCAAAAAAGGUCACUGUUUCACUUGAUGAUACCAUAAUUCUUCAUGGGGAAGGGGAUAAGAAGCUGAUUGAAGAAAGAUGUGAGCAGCUGAGGACAGCUAUUGAGAAGAGUGCUUCAAUGUUUGACAAAGAGAAAGCACAAGAGCGGCUGUCAAGAUUAUCUGGUGGUGUAGCCGUUUUCAAGGUUGGUGGGGCUAGUGAGGCAGAGGUUGGUGAAAGGAAAGAUAGGGUGACCGAUGCUUUAAAUGCGACAAGAGCAGCAGUUGAGGAGGGUAUAGUACCAGGUGGUGGUGUUUCUCUCUUGUAUGCUACAAAAGUCCUGCAAAACUUGCAAACUCAGAACGAGAACCAGAAAAGAGGUGUCGAAAUAAUCGAGAAGGCUCUAAAGGCACCUGUCCUCACGAUAGCUUCAAAUGCUGGUUUUGAUGGCGCUUUGGUUGUUGGGAAACUACUGGAGCAAGACAAUCACCACCUAGGUUUUGAUGCCGCAAAAGGAGAAUAUGUUGACAUGGUAAAGGCGGGAAUCGUCGAUCCUUUGAAAGUUGUUAGAACUGCUUUAGCAGAUGCAGCCAGCGUCUCAUUGCUAUUGGCGACAACUGAAGCUGUGGUAGUGGAAAAUGCUGAUGUGAAGAGCAAGCUUCCCAGUCGCAUGCCACAGAUGGAUGAUAUGGACUACUGAUCCAAUUGAUGGAUUUAUAUACUCAAUCGUAACACCAUAAAAGUACUCAGAUGGACUAUUAGAGCCUCCUUCAACCCAAAUUUUCAGGAUGAUUUUCAGGAGGGGAGUGAUUUUGUAUUUCCAGCAUCACUAGUGUAUCUUAGGACUAAAGACUAGUACGAGUGUUUAGCAAAGAUCGAUGGAAAAUCUUUGUUGAUGAAAUCCCUGCAAAAAAAAAAAAAGAAAGAAAGAAAAGAAAAAACCUUGUUUUUUUAUGUCGCAUUCAAUUACACAAUUCAUGAAGUGAGUUGGACUGUAUUAGAAAAGUUACUUUUGUUCA